AACUUUCAACUGUUUGGUAGGGGCGUUUCUUUCGCACAUCUUUCAAUUAUCAUGGGUUGUUGUUAUAGUAGAGGUAAAUCAGUUGAUUUGCCAGCUGUGCCACCAGCGCCAGCUAAGCAACGGACGACGACAUUGCCGGAAUUCCCUGGCACAAAUGCGAUCAAUGGCUCCUCCGGAAAUGCUGCAUUUGGUGAAGGCGUCUCCAACAGAGCCCUCGAAGUGGACUAACCGAAACAACAAUUGCAGAAUUACACAGUACUGCAUUUGAAUUAUAUUUGAAGAAGAAUUGAAGAAUGAAUCAUCUAAUAUCGUAGUAAUUUUCUUGACAUAUAAACUGUAAUAAAUUAAAAAAAAGCUUAAUAACUUA
Messenger RNA from Drosophila grimshawi, 367 nucleotides. RefSeq lists its product as uncharacterized. The coding region runs from base 52 to 228 and encodes 58 amino acids. The record is from RefSeq and is a predicted model, not a curated record. The transcript is spliced from 2 exons. Lineage: Eukaryota; Metazoa; Arthropoda; Insecta; Diptera; Drosophilidae.